Messenger RNA from Trichoderma gamsii, 633 nucleotides. RefSeq lists its product as hypothetical. The coding region runs from base 1 to 633 and encodes 210 amino acids. The transcript has a single exon. NCBI's taxonomy places the organism in Eukaryota, Fungi, Ascomycota, Sordariomycetes, Hypocreales, Hypocreaceae. The record is from RefSeq and is a predicted model, not a curated record.
AUGCUGCGGUGGAACCUUCAGUGGCUUCAGUGCGUGGCUUCAGCGGGCUUCUUCAGUGUGACCUCCAGUGCGAGUUCCGUGCCGGGCGCCUUUCGCACCAGCCCUAGCCGCGUUUGUCAGCAGCCGCCAGCGACGCUGAUUGGCCGAUGGCGCUGCGAACCCCCAUUUAGCGGCCUUGAACUAAACUCCAACACGCCGGGCUGCAUAUCGUGGGGGCUGGAGGGCAUCCCAAACAGGGACUUGACCAUCAUUUCUACAGUGCAGCAUGCAACAAUUCAAGAUUCGAGGUCCCAGUCCCCGUCUCUUCCUUGUCUUGUUUCUAGCACCAAAGCAGGCAGUCAGGUUGGUGGAGAUUUUUCCGCCGCUUCCGCCGCCUCCAGCACAGUGUGGCAUCUCACCGCUUGCCGCAUCUCAACGCUGCUCGGCCACCGCCAGCCGGGAGCCAUGCAGACGCUUCCAGAAGCUGAAGAUCCUCAACCAGCGCCCAGCGUGAUUACUAUUCCAUCGACAGAUAGAUGCCUACUAGACGCCACGAUUCCCGAGCAGCAGAUAUUGGUGCCUAUCCAGGACAAUGAGCAGCAGGUGGACGAUUCUCUCAGGACUGCGCCAGGAGGGCAUCAUACAGGCUAUUAG